Molecule: messenger RNA, 1111 nt
Organism: Conger conger (European conger)
Lineage: Eukaryota; Metazoa; Chordata; Actinopteri; Anguilliformes; Congridae
Product: glutathione S-transferase Mu 3-like
Exons: 8
Coding region: 117-776 (219 amino acids)
Biological process (GO): glutathione metabolic process
Molecular function (GO): glutathione transferase activity
Source: RefSeq, a predicted model, not a curated record
AUGAGCAUUCAACAUUAUUAAUCAGUCUUCGGCGACUGUGGAUCUGUUGAUCUGAAUUUGCGCUAGGUUGAUUCAUACAAGCUAUUAAUAGGUCGACAGAUCUAAUAAAUUCCAACAUGACUAUGAAACUAGCAUAUUGGGAUAUCAGAGGGCUAGCACAACCCAUUCGUCUGCUCCUGGAGUACACUGGGACAAAGUAUGAAGAUAAAUUCUACUCCUGCGGCGAAGCUCCCAAUUAUGACAAGAGCUGCUGGUUUGAUGAAAAGCACAAACUUGGAAUGGACUUCCCCAAUCUUCCCUACCUGGAAGAUGGAGACCGCAAGAUUGUCCAGAGCAACGCCAUUUUGCGAUACAUCGCCCGCAAGCACAACCUGUGUGGCGAGACCGAGGAGGAGAAGAUCCGGGUUGACAUCAUGGAGAACCAGGCCAUGGACUUCCGCAACGGCUUUGUCAUACUCUGCUACACUGACUUUGACAGGAAGAAGCCAGGUUACCUGGAGGCACUUCCUGGUUUGCUGAAGCAGUUCUCCAGCUUCCUGGGAGACAGGAAAUGGUUUGCAGGCGAUAAGAUCACCUUUGUGGACUUCAUCAUGUACGAACUGCUGGACCAGCACCGCAUGUUUGAGCCCAAGUGCCUGGAUGACACCAAGAACCUGAAAGAGUUCCUGAACCGUUUUGAGGGCCUGGAGAAGAUUGCAGCUUAUAUGAAGUCAAAGAAUUUCAUAAAGGGUCCUGUGAACAACAAGAUGGCAAAGUGGGGUAACAAAAAAGAAUGAAAUCCACAUAUAUGCAGUGAGUUUCUGCCACGCUGCACUCCAGCGUGGACAGUUCCAAUCAGUGCCAAAACUUAGUGGGUACUAAUUUUGUUCCUUUCAUGAGUAGUCAAGCCACAACACUUGAAUCAGACAUCAUCUAUACUGUGCGAUAGAGAAUGACUUCUGGUUAGUUGCAAAGGUUUCCUUUGGGCACUAUUAACAAUCCUCAAACAAUCAAGCUUUUAGUUCGUUAAAUUUUUAUAACAUUUAUAGGACUGAAGUAAUACAAAAUUGGUGGUCUUGAGUAUUUUUUGUAACGGGUCCUAUUUUGGUUAAUAAAGGUUGUUUUUCGGCAA